CCUAAAGUGUCAUUUCCUUGAAGGAAGGGACAGAGCUAUAUCCGCAUCUGCUAGAACAUGCCUGCAGUAUAGUAGGUGCUCAGGAAACACUCGUGUAGUAGAUAAAUGAAUGCGGAUGCCUCACGGGAAACUAAAACAUGCCAAGGUGAUCCCUGCUGCCUGUCAAGUCACACACACCUCUAUGGUUGUCUUUUCCAGAAAUUAAUUCCGUAUCAGCUCGAGUCCUGCUCUCUCUGGUGGUUCCGGGCCAUCUGAUUUUCUUCUAUAUCAUUUACUUGGUGGAAGGCCAUUUGGUCCCACAAAGUAAGAUGUUUGUGGUGUUCUAUCUGCUAGCAAGUCUGAUGCAGGUGACAAUUCUGCUGUACCUGGCAGAAGUGAUGGUUCGGCUCACGUGGCACCAGGCUCUGGAUCCAGACAGCCACUGCAUCCCCUACCUCACAGGGCUGGGGGACCUGCUAGGGACUGGCCUCCUGACACUCUGCUUCCUUAUCAACUGGUUAUUGAGGAGUGAAGCAGGGCUGGAUGACAUCUCAGACCCAGCAUCCGGGCCUCCCUAAUGAGCCCAGGCAGCCGUAUUUGCUCAGUAGAAUUUUCCUUCCCACCAGCAGGGUACAGAAUACAGUUUCUCCCUGACUAGGUCCUCAGGAAGGAUGGUUAACACCCUGAUUCUGCAGUGACCCUUUGUCAGUCUUCCAGGGACACUCACACAUCUUGACUCUGGAGUUGGAAGCUGAGCCUGUAAAGGUGAAGGAGACCUGAAAUCAGAGGCAGUGUUUGUGUACAUGUGACUGCAUGCUCCUGGGCUUGAGUGUGCACUCGUGCUGGGUGAGUGCAAAUAAGUGCAUGUGUGUGUGUGGAGAGCAGGAGACUCUGGCCUGAAGACGCUGAAGGAAGAGGCAUGUCCAGUGCACUGGGGGGAUGUGUGGGCAGUGUUCUGUGUCCACACAGCCUGUACUUGGAAGGAGCAGGAAGGAAACACUUUCUGUGCCUAUACCUCAGGACUGUGCUGUGGCUUACCCACAGGCUGACUAGAUCCAAGCUUCAUGGGCUAUUCUGCUGAUGUGCCUGCAAAUGUGCAACCCUUCCCAGGACAGCCCUUCCUUGCAUACCCUUGUGAUCUGCUCUUGGUAUUUAAUCCUGUCACUAUUUUUCUUUUUCUUUUUUUAUGUUGAAGCCAAACUUCUGUUUAGAUUUUAGUGAUCACAAAAGUAUAAAAUAAAACAUAGAUUAUAUUGUACUUGGCCUUUUGUGUCUU
Panthera uncia (snow leopard) is the source of this 1255-nucleotide messenger RNA. It is a transcript of the gene SLC41A3, whose product is annotated as solute carrier family 41 member 3. The coding region runs from base 309 to 557 and encodes 82 amino acids. Gene Ontology annotation, cellular component: plasma membrane. Lineage: Eukaryota; Metazoa; Chordata; Mammalia; Carnivora; Felidae. Gene Ontology annotation, molecular function: monoatomic cation transmembrane transporter activity. The record is from RefSeq and is a predicted model, not a curated record. Gene Ontology annotation, biological process: monoatomic cation transport. The transcript has 2 exons.